Gilbertella persicaria is the source of this 594-nucleotide messenger RNA. RefSeq lists its product as uncharacterized. The annotation marks the transcript as partial. The transcript has 2 exons. The record is from RefSeq and is a predicted model, not a curated record. NCBI's taxonomy places the organism in Eukaryota, Fungi, Mucoromycota, Mucoromycetes, Mucorales, Choanephoraceae.
UAUAUAUCAGUUUUCUUUUUUCUAAAUGAAAUCUUUGUUAAAUUUGAUUAUAAAUGUCCCUACAGAACAUUAGAAAAAGGUACUUUGAUAUUAAAACAUAAUGAUGGUCAAAUGUUUUUAGAUAUGAAAAUAGAAAAUAAAAUAUCCGAAUAUGAUUGUAUGGUAUUGGAUGGAGGAUAUUAUUAUUAUGUAGAAAAUUUCAUAAAUAAUUGUCAAAAAUAUGGUAACGAUAGUAUUGGUAAAGAUAACUUUAUGUAUCCUAUAAGAAAAGAAAAAAAUACAGAGUUAAAUGAGAAAGAGAAAAGUUAUAAUGAGGUCUUAGGUAGUUUUAGAAGCAGCAUUGAAAACAAUUUUGGAAAAUUUGGUAAUAAAUUUUUAAGAUUUAAUAAUAACGAGAGAGCAACAAAAAUAACAGAUAUAAGAGUAUACAACUUACAAAUAAAACUAAGCUUAUUAUUAAUGAACAUUCAAACUUUUUGUUUACUACAUAACAUAAACACACAAUCAAUUCAUAUUUUAUGGACAAAUCUCAAUUUCGAUUUUCCUGAUCCUAAUAGAAAGAAACAAAUAGAUACAGUUUAUGACAUUGACUUU